This is a messenger RNA of Mycena indigotica, 1635 nucleotides long. Its product is annotated as C6 transcriptional factoral factor. Gene Ontology annotation, molecular function: DNA-binding transcription factor activity, RNA polymerase II-specific; zinc ion binding. The transcript has 4 exons. The record is from RefSeq and is a predicted model, not a curated record. Gene Ontology annotation, biological process: regulation of DNA-templated transcription. The coding region runs from base 1 to 1635 and encodes 544 amino acids. NCBI's taxonomy places the organism in Eukaryota, Fungi, Basidiomycota, Agaricomycetes, Agaricales, Mycenaceae.
AUGCAGCCAGGUCGGCCGACUGGCCCACAAUUGCCCAGCAUCCGAGACUUGCACCCGUAUUUGCCUCCGCCUUCAGGCAUAAUCCCUGCGAAGACUCCUCCGCUUGUCCCCCCGUCGACCUCUGCAGCACCGCCUCCGAAUUUCGUUGGCCAGCAACGUCGACCAUCAUCUGAUGCGGGGUCGCGCGACAACGAGCAUGAAGACGACAAUCACAAGCGACGAAAAGACGACGAUCCCGAUUCGGACAGCGAGCCGCCCCGGAAAAAGCGCAGGAGACAGGCUUUGAGCUGCACAGAGUGUAAACGACGCAAAAUCCGAUGUGAUAGGGCGCAGCCGUGUGGACCGUGUGCGAGGAGGGGGGACGAGGCCAAGUGUCAGUGGCACGUUGUGGAGACAGCAUCUGAAAAGUAUGUUCCUCGUGCAGAGCACGAUGCCCUUCGACGACGAGUCGAGACGCUAGAGAAUUACCUCAGGCGAAUCCCCCCUCCAAUCCUCGGUUCUCUCCCACCAUUUCCUGGUCUUAUGCCUCCGAAUAGCGCGCCAUUCUCGGGAAGCCCAUUGCCACAUAUAGGCCUUCCACCACCGCCUGUACCCGGCCCUGUUCCGCCGUAUGAAACUCCAUAUCAUUACCCGCUCUAUCCAGUCUCUGUUGCGGGUCGGUUCGACGCCUCCGCCUUUGGACCACCCCCACCGCCCUUUGUACAUGGACACCCGGUCUAUUCGCCGACACCCGAAAUGACUACGAUAACAACGGGUGGAUUAUCACCUGCGACGCUUGUUCCCCGUGCUAAGACAAGCUCGCCCAGCCACAGUCGUCGUCUGCCGCCGACGGAAACAGCAUUCGGUUCUUCCUCCAACCAAGCGCAGCGGCCGCCUGUUCAUCGUCGUCGUGCCAGUGCCUAUGAGCAUACCUAUUCUGGGUAUCCACCGCCUCCCCUGCGGCCGUUACUUCCUCGCCAACCCGAAACGACCGAAACUCCUGGCGUAUCUAAUGCAUCUCAAGGCGCAAGUAAUGCUCCGACCGAAAGUAGCGACCAUUUUCGAGCAGAAGAAGACAGUGGAAGCGGGGGCGCAGCUCGUGAUCUGGCACCGGUAGCAGGGGACACACACGAUAAUCAAGCAGUCACAAGCGACAACGGGAGAAAUCAGGAAGACCAAAACAACUCAGGUCGUGUUGGUAGCAUCAGCCAUCUCCUGUUGGCCUCGCUCUCGACUUCACCGUUGUCGACGACCCCGAUCCAGCCCGUUUGCGUUCUGCGAGUUGAUGCUGUUGUCGCGGAGGAAGCGGACUCUGUAUUCGAUGGACUUAUGCCCGCAGAGGCCUUGGUGGAGACGUCCAGUCCCGGCCUCGCGGUCGCGCCUAUCCAUGUGCCAACAGGCAGAGCCACCCCCAUUCUCUCUGCGAAACGCAAUGCUCUGAAGGCGUUUGAGGGAGCCACUGUGACCGUUGAUGGAGCCUGUCGGGUCGUUGCUACUUGCAAGCCACCGUCCCAGACAUCGUGCUCAAGCUCUCGUCGUGGCUGUGGUGUUACUCUCGCGCGCUCAAGGGUCGGACGCAGCACGACCACUCGGAAAAAUUAUCGAUGUCAAUUAUGUCUCGGAACGCGUCGCUGCCCCCGCGCUCACCAUCCAUGA